CAUGAUAGUUUUCAGUAAAACUGUGAACUUGUGAAUUUAAUUACCCUUUAUAUAUAAAGAUACUUGUGGUGUUUAUACACAGGAGACCAGAAACUAGGAAACAGUCUACUGCUUUGUAUUGGGAAAUAAUCAAAUCUCAAAAUUUUCUCAAAAUCUCAAAAUUUGUAUACUCUCUUCGUUGAUCAAAAUUUCUGCACCUCCCUAAUAAUGAAUGGAGUUUAGCACAUCUAUAUAUUUCUUUUUUGGUCAAACUAGCACAUCUAUAUCCCUACUAAAGAAUAAUGUGAUUUUCAUUCAUAUGGAUCCUUAUUUAUAUAUAACUACUUAUUCGAUCCCCUCUUAUUGCUUUUGAUGGUUAUCUUCUCAUUAGAGUCUUCUCUCUUAUUGCUCUCAAAUUUCUUUGCUUUUGUUUCCUCUUUAUUACAAGAGAGAUAUGUGGAACCUUAACGACUCACCCGAUCACCACGAAGAAUCCGACGGUAGAUGGAAUCGGGCUGGAGAUGUACCAAUCUCUAUGAGCUCAUCGGACAUGUGGCUGUUGUCUGCUCCUCCGGUGACCCGGAAUUUUUUUCCCAGUCAAAUCAUGGAACAAGAAGUUCCAGGAUUAAUAUCUGGUUCCGGUUUCAAUAGAAACCAAUGUCUUGUUCGGUCGGAUCCUAGUGGGUCUGCUCGUCCGGAAAACCUAGAGCUGGAGAUAACACCGCCUGUAAAAAAGAGCCGACGUGGUCCUCGCUCACGGAGCUCUCAGUAUAGGGGAGUUACUUUUUACCGACGAACCGGAAGAUGGGAGUCACAUAUAUGGGACUGUGGGAAGCAAGUGUACUUAGGUGGAUUUGACACCGCACAUGCCGCUGCUCGUGCCUAUGAUAGAGCCGCAGUUAAGUUUAGAGGCGUAGAUGCAGAUAUCAAUUUCAAUAUUGAAGACUACGUGGAAGAUGUGAAACAGAUGAGCAGUCUGACAAAGGAAGAGUUCAUGCAUGUCAUUAGAAGGCAAAGCACUGGGUUUCCAAGAGGCAGUUCAAAAUAUAGAGGAGUCACUUUGCAUAAAUGUGGAAGAUGGGAGGCUCGAUUGGGUCAAUUUCUCAACAAAAAGUACGUUUAUUUGGGUCUCUUUGAUACCGAGAUGGAAGCUGCAAGGGCAUACGAUAAAGCAGCAAUAAAGUCUAAUGGAAAAGAUGCAGUUACCAAUUUUGACCCUAAAGUAUACGAGGAAGAGCAUAAUAGCCAAGCAGAGAAGCAGUGGAAUGAUCAUAGCCUUGAUCUAUGUCUAGGGGAAUCAAACUCGGAAGAGUUUGGAACCAAAUCCGAGAUUGGGAGCAUGAGAAAUGGAUUUAGAGACGAGGAGAGACUGUUAGGAAGCCAUCUCUCGCUAGCGAUGACGACAACCGCGACUGUCGGAUCGGAUAAGCAGUUGGACGGUGGAGGAAAGCGAGUGGGAAUGGCGGCAUCAUCAGGAUUCUCUCCUCGCUUUCCUCCUUGGAACCACCACACUCCUCGCACCUUCCACUUCUUUCGUCCCUGAUUCACCAUCGUCGCAUUCAUCAUAUGAGCUACUUGUGAGUAUAUGCCUUGGAGAAACUGGUUAUUCCAGGAACUGUUUUUGGACUAUGUGGUGUGUAUUUCCAUAUAUGUUCCCGAGUCUAUUUAAGACAUUUCUUUCUGUAAUUUAAUCGUACAACAAAUGUCAAAUGUUAUUGGCUA
Molecule: messenger RNA, 1701 nt
Organism: Raphanus sativus (radish)
Lineage: Eukaryota; Viridiplantae; Streptophyta; Magnoliopsida; Brassicales; Brassicaceae
Product: AP2-like ethylene-responsive transcription factor TOE3
Exons: 9
Coding region: 434-1522 (362 amino acids)
Biological process (GO): regulation of DNA-templated transcription
Molecular function (GO): DNA-binding transcription factor activity; DNA binding
Source: RefSeq, a predicted model, not a curated record